AUGUCUGCACCAAAUGGAACUAACGGCGCUACCGCCGAAGUCGAGCCAGUUAAGAAGAUUAUGCUCGAGGGUAAAGUUAUUGCUAUAACUGGAGCCAAUAGAGGUAUUGGCCUCGGUGUUGCCGAAUGCUGUCUCGCAAACGGUGCCGCUAGAGUCUACUCGAUCGAUAUUGGCGACGUCGGCGAAGAUUUCGAGAAGAUUUCGAAAGAAUAUCCCAAACGAUUGUUCGCUCUCAAGGCCGAUAUUCGAAAUGAAGACGAGGUCACAACUGUAGUUGACAGAAUUGUCGAGGAAGCUGGCACUCUAAGUGGAAUGGUUGUUAACGCUGGCAUCACCAAUCAUAAAUCCGCUUUGGACUUCACAAAAGAAGAGAUUGAGAGACUUUUCAACAUCAAUCUCUUCGGUGCAUUCUACUGUGCUCGAGUUGCCGCCAGGACUUUCAUCCGCCUUGGAGUUAAAGGAUCAAUUGUUUUCACGGCGUCUAUGGCAUCGCACAGGCCCAAUAAGAGAGUCCCAUCCGCACCAUAUGGUGCUAGCAAGGCCGGUGUUCGGAACAUGGUCAAAACUCUUGCCUACGAGUGGGCCAAACAUGGCAUCAGAGUUAACUCCGUAUCCCCUGGUCUCGUCAAGACUGCAAUGACAUACUGGGUUCCCCAACAACCCGACUGGGAGCAGCAGCUUAAGUAUUAUGGUGGUAUCCCAAGGUUAGCUGAAGUCCAGGAGCUUGGAGGUGCCUAUGUGUACUUCCUCAGUGAUGCGGCUAGCUACACAACUAGUGUGGACUUACAAGUAAAUGGUGUUAUCGGAAACCCUCAUGUAUCGGAGUUUCGUGAAUAA
This is a messenger RNA of Orbilia oligospora ATCC 24927, 837 nucleotides long. RefSeq lists its product as uncharacterized. The transcript has 7 exons. Gene Ontology annotation, cellular component: intracellular anatomical structure. The record is from RefSeq and is a predicted model, not a curated record. The coding region runs from base 1 to 837 and encodes 278 amino acids. Gene Ontology annotation, molecular function: oxidoreductase activity, acting on NAD(P)H, oxygen as acceptor. Lineage: Eukaryota; Fungi; Ascomycota; Orbiliomycetes; Orbiliales; Orbiliaceae.